Messenger RNA from Carassius auratus (goldfish), 1552 nucleotides. RefSeq lists its product as uncharacterized. The transcript is spliced from 4 exons. Lineage: Eukaryota; Metazoa; Chordata; Actinopteri; Cypriniformes; Cyprinidae. Bases 26 to 928 code for a protein of 300 amino acids. The record is from RefSeq and is a predicted model, not a curated record.
UGUUUUUGUUGAGUCAGUGUCACUGAUGAAGGGAGAUUCUGUAACUGAUGUCACUGAAAUACUGCAAGAUGAAGAGAUUGAGUGGAGGUUUAAUGACACUCGCAUAGCUCGAGUGAUUGAGAACAAUGUCACGUAUGAUAAUGUGCAGUUCAAGGACAGACUGCAGCUGGACAAUCAGACUGGAGAUCUCAAGAUCACAAACAUCAGCACCACAGACUCGGGACUUUAUAAGUUUGUGAUCUCCAGCCCCAGAAGGACCUCAGAGAAGACAUUCAGUGUCAUAUGUUUGAGAGAUUCAGGAGUGAAGUCACUGUCAGUGCUGGAGGGAGAUUCAGUCACUCUGCUCUCUGGUGUCUCUGAAAUACAGAGAGAUGGUGUGAUACGAUGGAUAUUUGAACAGCAGGAAUCUCCUUUAGCUGAAAUCAAUAGAACAGCUGAAAUCUUCAACACAUAUGACAAUGUUCUUGGUGGGAGAUUCAGAGACCGACUGAAGCUGGAUCAUCAGACUGGAUCUCUGACCAUCACAAACACUAGAACCACAGACUCUGGACUUUAUCAACUAGAGAUCAGCAGCAGCAAACACACCAUACACAAGACCUUCACUGUGACUGUCAGUGGUGAAAUAAAGACAGUACUAGUUAUAGAGGGAAAUUCUGUCACUCUACACACUGACACUGAGAAAGUGGAUGAAGAAAGAGUGUUUGGAGACAUAGCUAACAUCUCUGAAGGACGUUUUUCUGCAUAUGGUGGUCCUGAUGGAAAAUUUAGAGACAUACUGAAUAAUGUCACAGCUAGGCCGAUCACAAAUGAUACAGGUCUGUCUCGCAACUGGAUAAUAGGAAUAUGUGCUGCUUUUAUUAUUUUAGUGGUGCUUGCAGCUAUUUCUAAGAUUUGUGAUUGUUGCAAACUGUUGCUGUGCUGGUGGUAAGACAACAACCAGCAGGGCUACAGACUAGCAUCUGAGAGCAGUUGCACCAGUGCCAUUAAGGUCUACCGAUGGGGUGCCAUUACUAAUGUUUUGCAUUAAUAUGUGCCAUUACUAUUAAUGUGUAUUUCUUGGUAAAGCACGUUUGACAGUAAAGCAUUAAGCUUCAGUUGAGAAUCAUACAAAAUUAUCAAUAUAUACUAUAUACUAUAGCAGGAGUCACUUAACUUGGACCUUGAGGGCCGGUUAGCUCCAACCCCAAUUAAAUACCUAAACCAGCUAAUCAAGCUCUUAAACUUUAAACUUUCAUGCAGGUAUGUUGAGGCAAGUUGGAGCUAAACUCUGCAAGACACCGGCCCUUCAGGACCGAGUUUGGUGACCCCUGUUCUAUAGUAUUAUGUGUAACUGACCAAUAACUUAAUUACAACACUUAAUGUGUGAUUCAUUCACAAAAUUAAAAGUUUGUUUUUCAAGGCACUUUGUGACUUUUCUUACUUCAUACACAAAAAAGUGCAAAAUUAGAUUUUUUGAUUUGAUAUAAUAGUGAAAUUUAUAAUUUCAAGCAAGCAAAAGAGCAGAAACCAAUUAUUAAUGAGCCAAAAAUGCUCAUCUGCUUCCAUCUACUGG